Molecule: messenger RNA, 613 nt
Organism: Phyllostomus hastatus (greater spear-nosed bat)
Lineage: Eukaryota; Metazoa; Chordata; Mammalia; Chiroptera; Phyllostomidae
Product: interferon-induced transmembrane protein 2-like
Exons: 2
Coding region: 100-480 (126 amino acids)
Biological process (GO): defense response to virus; response to type II interferon; negative regulation of viral genome replication
Cellular component (GO): plasma membrane
Source: RefSeq, a predicted model, not a curated record
AGCUCUGUCCCUGCACAUAAAACCACCCUGCUCUGGGCUCUGCUUCAGGAAGCUUCUACCUAUUUCACUUGAGACCUCACCGGCUCCCCAGUUCCAGAGAUGAUCAAGGGGGAACAGGAGAUGGCGAACUGGGGGACUCCCCAGAGCCCAGGACCCGUGGUGUCCACCGUGGUCAACAUCCAGCCUGAGACCGCCGUGCCCGACCACAUCGUCUGGUCCCUGUUCAACACGCUCUUCUUCAACUACUGCUGCCUGGGCUUCGUGGCGUUCGCCUACUCUGUGAAGUCCAGGGACCGGAAGAUGGUGGGCGACGUGAUUGGGGCCCAGAGCUACGCGUCCACCGCCAAGUCCCUGAACAUCGCGGCCCUGGUCCUGGGCCUCCUCGGGACCAUAGGAUGCAUUGUUCUUCUGGUGGUGGUGGUGUUGCCGAUAUUCAGAUAUUCAACUAUGCAGGCCCAGCAAAACCGCGGAGGCUCCUAGGUGCUGCCCUUGGCCGGGGGACCACGUCCUCCCCACCCCUCCCGGCCCUGCCCCCGCCGCCCACCCCUCCACACAGCGCUGUGCACGGACAUAGCUGUCCCCACUGAACCCAAUAAAGUGCCCUUGGAUGUGA